AGCAGCCAAUAUAUAUAACCGUUGAAGGCGCAUUUUAAAUGUUACCGUUAGCACGAAACCAGAAAACUAGCCGUUGCCUUAGUCUCCCUUCCCCCGAGUUCAUUUUUUCUUGGAACCAUUUACGAGUCUACUUCUUCUAAACUCUGUCAAAUAUCCUCCUAGUUCCAUCAAAUUACCAUCUUCGAUUGCACCAGAAAAGAACCAAAUUUGUUUUUCUUCUUUUUUAUCCCAACAAAACCAACCCAGAUUCUUUUUCUUUCUUUCUUUCUUUUAUUUUGCGUGUAGAUUUACUAGACUCGAACUGUAAUGGCAUCCAGAACGGUUGCGAAAGACAUCAUCACUCUCCGCGGUUCUGCAGCAAUUGUCAGUGAGUUCUUUGGUUAUGCAGCGAACAGUAUACUGUACAAUCGUGGGGUUUAUCCAGAAGAAAGUUUUGUGAAGGUGAAGAAAUAUGGACUCCCAAUGUUGCUCACUCAAGAUGAAGGUGUUAAAUCCUUUAUUGCCAACCUAACUGCUCAGUUAUCAGAAUGGCUGGAAGCUGGGAAGUUACAGAGGGUUGUUCUUGUGAUAAUGAGCAAGGCCACCAAUGAGGUCCUAGAGAGGUGGAAUUUUAGCAUUGAGACUGAUAAUGAGGUGGUAGAGAAGGGGGUUUCAAGGGAAAAGAGUGAUAAAGAAAUAAUGAGAGAGAUACAGGCAAUCAUGCGUCAGAUUGCUUCGAGUAUUACUUACUUGCCAUGCCUGGAUGAAGCUUGUGUAUUUGAUGUGUUAGCAUACACAGAUAAAGAUGUUGCAGUACCUUUCACUUGGAUUGAGAGCGAUCCAAAAUUGAUUUCCAAUCCACAAAUGGUGAAAUUGCAUUCUUUUGAUACCAAGAUACACAAGGUUGACACUCUGGUUUCAUACAAGAACGAUGAAUGGGAUGAGCAGUAGAGAAAGCUUACCUUAUCUUUGGCCUUACCUUAUCUUUGGCCCCUUCAUGUCCUGUGAAUCUUUUAUUCGCAUGAUGUAUUACAGAUACGAAAGAGGAAUGAAGUUGUUUUAUGUUUAAAUUCUAUUCUGAAGUUGUUUUAUGUUUCCUCAUGUUUUGCUAAAAUGGGAAUGAAGAAAUACAGACUUUUUUUUUUUGUGGGUA
Messenger RNA from Hevea brasiliensis (rubber tree), 1132 nucleotides. RefSeq names its product mitotic spindle checkpoint protein MAD2. The transcript has 7 exons. Bases 307 to 930 code for a protein of 207 amino acids. The record is from RefSeq and is a predicted model, not a curated record. Gene Ontology annotation, cellular component: cytoplasm; nucleoplasm; kinetochore. Gene Ontology annotation, biological process: mitotic spindle assembly checkpoint signaling. NCBI's taxonomy places the organism in Eukaryota, Viridiplantae, Streptophyta, Magnoliopsida, Malpighiales, Euphorbiaceae.